GAAGGAAAGAGCUCAAGAGGGGGAGGCUUGGGGUUGCCAAGCAAGGUAGGGGAGAGACAGCUGGGACAAGGCCCUCAUUGUACCGAGGCCACACGCAGCUCCCAGGCAGGCCAGGCAUCUGCCUGCCUCCCAGGACCUGGGACUAGAAUUCCACUUGGCCUUUCCCACCCAAGCUACUUAGCAACCCGCAUCCCAGCCGGCCUGGAAGAGCGCAGCGCGUGCUCAGAUCUGAGUCCUGCCUCUGCUGAGAGGUCCUCCUGGAGGCACAGCCUCCGCUUCGCCUCCUCCCAAAAGCAGGGGGAGGCGGGGAUGUGGGUCGAUGGCGGUGAAGUGGGCUGGCGGGGACCAGCACCCAGGGUCUGUCAGACCUGCGGCCGCGUGGCCUUGGCCAAAAUGUGAUCACAAACCCUGCUUGCCUGGAAGGUUGAUAUCUGCAGACAUGGGCGGGGCACACAAAAGCACUUUGCAUGGUCACCUGGCCGCAUGGGGUUCAGUCCCCGGCAGGUGAUCCCAGAAGCCUUGGCCCCCCCACGAAGAAGGACCAUCAGCCCCAGCCCCCCCAGCUGCGCCCAGCCCAGCCCUCCUGUGCUCCGGAGGCAGGCGGCAGGCGGCCAUUGGAGGCUUCCUGACAAGUGUGGGGGCACCGUUGUUGCCCCAGCCCCUGUCCCGCGGUUCCUCCUCCAGGUCCGGCCCGACGGUCCCAGAAGGCCCUGCCUGGGUGACGGGGCGUGAUGGGUGGGCCGCAUCACCAAGCAAGGGCGAGCAGCUCAGGUGACAGGCCUGGUGUCGGAGGCUCCUGCGCCGGCACCUGACACCUCGUGCGGACAAUGCGGGCUGUGUCUGGCCGUCCAGGGGACGGGCCGCAUCUGUGUCACAGCCAGGAAACAGGCCACUGAGGAGCGCCUUUGUCUGCUCAGGAGGCAGCCCCGCCACCGGCCAGGAUGGCCAGGCUCCCCGGGGGCCCUGACGCGGGAAGGGGUGGUGCCCUGGCCCGGGGACUCCAGGGUUUGAGGUCCAGCCCCUGAGCGUCUGGUGUUGGCCCAGCCACCACUGGGUGUGACUUGGGCCAGUGCCUUCCCUCGGGACUCCUCAUCUGUAAAGGGACUAACCACAGCACUUCCUCUUAGGGUUGUUGGGAGGCGUCGAUGGCGGAAUCCCCGGGGACACCACCCAUCCCACCCCUCACCCGGACCCGCAGCCUCAUGGCCAUGUCCCUGCAGGGCAGUAGACGGGCCUCUGCUGGAUCCCGCAGUGGGGGCGCUUUGGGCCGCAGCGGCCUGGCAGUGCUCGCCCAGUGUCCGCAGCUGCCCACCAGCCAGAACGAGCACCUGCCCCUUCUUCCCGCCUCCAGGCGCACCUCUCCCCCCGUGAGCAUGCGGGACGCCUACGGCACCUCCUCUCUCAGCGGCAGCAGCACCUCAGGCUCCUGCAAGGGCAGCGAUGGCAGCCCCACGCCCAGGCGCUCCAUGAAGUACAUGCUGUGCAGCGACAACCAUGGCAUCAAGCCGCCCACCCCGGAGCAGUACCUGACCCCGCUGCAGCAGAAGGAGGUGUGCAUCCGGCACCUGAGGGCCAGGCUGAAGGACACGCAGGACCGGCUCCAGGACCGGGACACCGAGAUCGACGACCUGAAGACACAGCUGUCACGCAUGCAGGAGGACUGGAUCGAGGAGGAGUGCCACCGCGUGGAAGCCCAGCUGGCCCUGAAGGAGGCCCGCAAGGAGAUCAAGCAGCUCAAGCAGGUCAUCGACACGGUCAAGAACAACCUGAUUGACAAGGACAAGGGGCUGCAGAAGUACUUCAUGGACAUCAACAUCCAGAACAAGAAGCUGGAGACGCUGCUGCACAGCAUGGAGGUGGCCCAGAAUGGCACGGCCAAGGAGGACGGCGCCGGGGAGUCAGCAGGCGGCUCCCCCGCCCGCUCCCUCACCCGCAGCUCCACCUACACCAAGCUGAGCGACCCGGCCGUCUGCGGGGACCAGCCCCCUGGGGACCACCCUGGCUCCUCCGCUGAGGACGGGGCUGACAGUGGCUUCGCGGCCAAUGAUGACACCAUGAGCCGGACGGAUGUGCUGGAGGCCAGCAGCCUGCUGUCGUCGGGGGUGGACUGUGGCCCCGAGGAGGCCUCGCUGCACAGCUCCUUCAGCCUGGGGCCCCGCUGCCCGGCCAGCAACACCUACGAGAAGCUGCUGUGCGGCAUGGAGGCUGGCGUGCAGGCCAGCUGCAUGCAGGAGCGUGCCAUCCAGACAGACUCGCUGCAGUACCAGCCUGACCUAGACACCAUCCUGGAGAAGGUGACCAAGGCCCAGGUCUGCGGGACGGGUCCCGAGUCAGGGGGCAGGUGCCCGGAGCCGGAUCCCCACCCCCCAGGGCCCAGAGACCCCAACUCAGCGGUGGUGGUGACGGUGGGUGAUGAGGUGGGUGAUGAGCUUGAGGCCCCGGAGCCCAUCACCCGCGGGCCGACCCCACACCGGCCCGGUGCCAACCCCAACCCCAGCCUGUCGGUGAGCGUGGCAUGCCCCGUGGAAGAGGAGGAGGAGGCAGCCGAGCCCAAGAGCUACUGGAGCCGCCACUACAUUGUCGAUCUGCUGGCCGUGGUGGUGCCCGCUGUCCCCACAGUGGCCUGGCUCUGCCGCUCCCAGCGGCGCCAGGGCCAGCCCAUUUACAACAUCAGCUCCCUGCUGCGGGGCUGCUGCACGGUGGCCUUGCACUCCAUCCGCAGGAUCAGCUGCCGCUCGCUGAGCCAGCCGGGCCCCAGCACCGCCAGCGGCUCCCAGCUCUGAGGCCCUUCCUGGCCAGGGGCUCGGGCGGCCUGACCACUGAUGGUAGGGGUGCCGUCCUCCCUCUCGCACAUCCCCGUGGGGCAUCAUCUUACUUAGUUCUGGGUUCGGAAGUGGUGUUUUCUGGAUAUUAACAGUGUGGGGGCUGGGAGCCGGAGCUUGGACAGGAGAGAAGGGAAGAGAGACCAAAGGCAGGGAGGCACGCUGUAGGACCGAGUGCAGGGGAGUCCUCACCCCGGCCCCUCCGCUCGGCCCUUCACAAGGGCGGCCCCUGCUCAGGAAGUCUCUGGUGUACUGAGCUGGAGAGGCUGGACCUCAGUUGCCCACUUCAGUCUCCCCAUCCUCCACCCGCCACAUCCCGUUCAGUUCCCUGAUCACUCCACAUCACCCCUGCCCUCAGCCCGGCGUCUGGACCAGUAUUAUCUCCUCAGGUGCAGGCAGCUGCGACCCAAAGUGCAGGCUCCUGACCCAGGACUCCGAGCAGAGCCUGAACUGCCGGGCCUGGCUGGAGCCCCAGCCCCUCAGACUGCUCCACACUUGGGUGAAAGGUGGAGAUGGGCAAGAGGGGCAGAGGGCAGUGUGGGUUCUGCAUCUGUCAGCCCCAGACCUUCCCUACGGUCCACUUUCCUCCUGACACGUCUGGGCAUCAGAUAAUUCUUCCUGUGAGACCUAAGCCAGACGGCUCGGUGCUGGGGAGGAAUGCUCCCUUCCAGAGUGCCGGCACGAGGAGAGGAGGCGGGCUGGCAGCUCGGGCCCCUCCGGCCUGAGAUGAGGCCCUGUGGUCUGGGAGGCCGGGCUGCACUCAGCAGCCCUCAGCUGGUGUGGACAGCCAAGGCCAUGACGGCCCUGGAGCGCACCCCGACUUUCUCUGGGGCCUCAGGCCCAACUUCUGCUUUGCACUGUGCUCACUCGGGGGCUUGGUUCUCAUAUAUCCGGACCUCCUGAAAGGGGGCUGCUUACUGUCUAGGGUGAGGGUUCCCGGAUCUUAGACUCAUGUGCCUCAGGAGGAAUUACUGCAGGGUGAAUGGCAAGGCAGAACUGAAGCCAUGUUGUCGUCCAAGCCAAAGCAGGUGCCCUGGGUGUUCGUGGGGUGGGGUGAGGGGGAGCCUGCAGACACCCUGCUCCCAGCCUGGGAAGGCUCACUGUCCUCCUUCCAUCCCCAGGACCACAUCAGGGCCCCCAGAAACGCUGCUGACCUUUUAUUACCAUUACUAGUGCCCCGGUACACGGAUUCCUGCACAUUGAAGGGAAAUUAAUUAGAAGGUGGCUGGCGGGGCGGGACUGGGCGAGACAGGCCAGACA
Messenger RNA from Myotis brandtii (Brandt's bat), 4082 nucleotides. RefSeq names its product syntaphilin (gene SNPH). Gene Ontology annotation, cellular component: mitochondrion; cytoplasmic microtubule. Gene Ontology annotation, biological process: neuron differentiation. The record is from RefSeq and is a predicted model, not a curated record. The transcript has 7 exons. Lineage: Eukaryota; Metazoa; Chordata; Mammalia; Chiroptera; Vespertilionidae. The coding region runs from base 1146 to 2783 and encodes 545 amino acids.